GCGUCAUCAACGAGCUGCGCUUCCGUCCGGCUCGCGGUGAGACAACGAAAAGCCGCCAGGCGGCGCGAAGCCAGCGCGGUCACGUGGGAUCGGCCGCUGCCACGGCAACCGCAAACCGACGGUCCCGCCCGAACGAUCACCGCCGUCACCGGGACCGACCAGAGGACAUGUCGGACGUCGGGUCCGAGGAGUUUGACGAUGCGCGCAGUAAACUCGGGGAGUACGCCGGGGGGCGGAAUGAAGCGGGGGAGAGGCACGGGGCCGGCCGGGCUGCGCUCCCCAACGGGGACGUCUACCACGGAGGGUACGCGGGCGGCUCGAGGCACGGACAGGGGACAUAUCGCUUCAAGAACGGGGCAAGAUAUGUGGGGGACUAUCACCAGAACAAGAAACAUGGACAGGGCGCCUUCUACUACCCAGAUGGCUCUAAAUAUGAAGGUACAAGACCCUCUUUGUCAGUCGUGUGUGAGGAGGCAACAUCCGUGUCCCAGUGGAGACUUUAGAGACCCCGAGCCUCAGAAACAAACCCCCGGUUGUCUGUUAGGCUCCUGGGUUGAGGACCUGAGACGGGGCCAUGGCGUCUACACUUACCCCAACGGAGACACGUACGAUGGAGAGUGGCUCCAUCAUGUCAGGCAUGGACCGGGCACUUACCAUUACAGUGACACCGGCGCCGUGUACCGGGGCUGCUGGGUGAAUGACCAGAUGGAGUCAGCUGGAGGAUACGUCUACUCCAACCACCGGUACGAGGGCAACUUUGUCAACAAUGCCCCUGGCGGCCCGGGGAAGUACGUGUUCGACACUGGGUGUGAGCAGCAUGGUGAAUACCGUCAGGCAGAGCAGGGGCGAGCAGAGGAGGAGGUGGGCGCGUUGGCGUCCCCCGCAGCCCUCAGGUGGAUUCCCGCGCGCGUCACGGGGCCGACGCCGCGGCCCCCAGGUGCGGAAAAGCAAAGCAAUUCAUCUGAGGGAGCGGAGAGCCGACCUGUGAGAUGAAUCUAUCAACCUGUGAAACAGCAUUAAACAUCUUCCCUUGCCAAUGAG
Gasterosteus aculeatus aculeatus (three-spined stickleback) is the source of this 1041-nucleotide messenger RNA. NCBI's taxonomy places the organism in Eukaryota, Metazoa, Chordata, Actinopteri, Perciformes, Gasterosteidae. The record is from RefSeq and is a predicted model, not a curated record.